AUGUCAGCCUUUUUAACACCCAAGAUUCAUCUUGUUGGUGAUGUUUCGUCGACGAUGGAUGUUGUGCGAGAGAUGCUGGCUGCCUCUCCAUCGGACACCGAACCUUUUGCAGUGUUAGCUGAGUCCCAAUCCUCAGGCCGUGGCACUACAGGCAGGCAAUGGUCGUCGCCACGGGGAAACAUGUAUUUUUCGUUGUGUCUUCCCACUACAUUGGUUGCAGCAGAAUUCCUCCCUGUUUUGCCGCUUGCCACGGGCCUUGCUUGCCGCGCUGCUAUUAUGGAGUUGGUCGAAGGCGCUGUUGUACACGUAAAAUGGCCAAAUGACAUCAUUUACGAUGGAAAGAAAAUCGGUGGGAGCAUUGCGGAGUGCGAGGGAGAACACUUAAUUGUUGGGAUUGGGAUAAACAUCGAAGUGGCUCCGCCUGUACCUGAUGGAGGCCGGCCGUCAUAUGCUGUUAAUUCGAUUGCCUCGGUACUCGGAAAGGGGGCUGUGACACCGCAGUUGUUGGCGGAAGCCGUAUGGCGUAACUUUUUCUCUGCUGUUGCAGAUCAGGGAUUCAAACGGCCUGAACUAAUUAAGCAAUUUGAGGCGGCAAUGGACAAGAGCCUCGUGCUUCACAAGCGAACACCCACGGGACGUGACCCCAUGCCUUUGCACGCCUUGAAGUUGAAUGAGUGGGGCCACCUCGUCGUGGGGCGACCGGACGGCUCCGAAGAGGUGCUUGUGGCGGAGUACCUUUUUUAA
Molecule: messenger RNA, 744 nt
Organism: Trypanosoma brucei brucei TREU927
Lineage: Eukaryota; Euglenozoa; Kinetoplastea; Trypanosomatida; Trypanosomatidae
Product: biotin--acetyl-CoA-carboxylase ligase, putative
Exons: 1
Coding region: 1-744 (247 amino acids)
Biological process (GO): protein modification process
Cellular component (GO): cytoplasm
Molecular function (GO): biotin--[biotin carboxyl-carrier protein] ligase activity
Source: RefSeq, a predicted model, not a curated record